This is a messenger RNA of Sorghum bicolor (sorghum), 1602 nucleotides long. Its product is annotated as probable cinnamyl alcohol dehydrogenase 8D. Gene Ontology annotation, molecular function: zinc ion binding; cinnamyl-alcohol dehydrogenase activity. The record is from RefSeq and is a predicted model, not a curated record. NCBI's taxonomy places the organism in Eukaryota, Viridiplantae, Streptophyta, Magnoliopsida, Poales, Poaceae. Gene Ontology annotation, biological process: lignin biosynthetic process. The transcript is spliced from 4 exons. The coding region runs from base 16 to 1344 and encodes 442 amino acids.
AUCAGGAUUUAACGCAUGAAAAACCUGAUACAUUGCCGCAUUGGCCCCUCAACACUCCACACUCCACAGCCUUUAGGAGCAGCAGUUAUGUCAUAUCAUUGCCGCGCCCUCGUCCAGGGUCCAUUUCUCCACCCGCCCUUCUCCCCCGGAGCUGCUGGUGCUCCUGCUCCCUCGCUCGGAGUUCGUGUAGGGUUGCCCUCGAGAGCUCUGCGGUUGCCGCGGCCAGCAAGGGCGUCCGUGGAGAAGCGAGAGCAGCAGGUGACGAUGGAGGAGAAAGCCGGCCAGGCGGCGUUCGGAUGGGCGGCCAGGGACGCCACCGGCGUCCUCUCCCCCUACAACUUCUCCAGAAGGGUUCCUAAAGACGACGAUGUCACAAUCAAGGUGCUCUACUGCGGGAUCUGCCAUACCGAUCUCCACAUCAUCAAGAACGACUGGGGAAACGCCAUGUACCCUGUCGUCCCCGGGCACGAGAUCGUCGGCGUGGUGACCGGCGUCGGCGGCGGCGUCACGCGGUUCAAGGCCGGCGACACGGUCGGCGUGGGCUACUUCGUCGGCUCCUGCCGCUCCUGCGACAGCUGCGGCAAGGGGAACGAGAACUACUGCGCCGGGGUGGUGCAGACCUCCAACGGCGUCGACUACGCGCACGGCGGCGUGCCCACCAAGGGGGGAUUCUCCGACGUCAUCGUCGUGAACGAGCACUACGUGGUCCGCGUCCCGGACGGCCUGGCGCUGGACCGCACCGCGCCGCUGCUCUGCGCCGGCGUCACCGUGUACAGCCCCAUGAUGCGCCACGGCCUCAACGAGCCCGGCAAGCAUCUGGGCGUCGUCGGGCUCGGCGGCCUCGGCCACGUCGCCGUCAAGUUCGGCAAGGCGUUCGGGAUGAAGGUCACCGUCAUCAGCACGUCCGCGAGCAAGCGUCAGGAGGCGAUCGAGAGCCUCGGCGCGGACGAGUUCUUGAUCAGCCGGGACCCGGAGGAGAUGAAGGCGGCGACGGGCACCAUGGACGGCAUCAUCGACACGGUAUCGGCGUGGCACCCGAUCACGCCACUGCUUGCGCUGCUGAAGCCGUUGGGGCAGAUGGUGGUCGUGGGAGGGCCGAGCAAGCCGCUAGAGCUGCCGGCGUACGCCAUCGUGCCGGGCGGGAAGGGCGUGGCUGGGAACAGCGUCGGCAGCGUCGGGGACUGCCAGGCCAUGCUUGAGUUCGCGGGGAAGCACGGCAUCGGCGCCGAGGUGGAAGUCAUCAAGAUGGACUACGUCAACACGGCGAUCGAGCGGCUCGAGAAGAACGACGUUCGCUACCGCUUCGUCAUCGACGUCGCCGGCAGCCUCGGCUCUGCUGCUUAGGCAUGGCUGAAAAGUUUGAAUCGGAGCCCAAUAAUUAAUUAGGUACGGAAUGAUGUUUCGACGCUUGUUGAUGAGUUGGAACUUGGUCGUGGCUUUUGUGGCUCUAAUUGUUUGGUGUACAAGUAAGGAAAAUAAGAGGGAGACAGAGUGCUGUUGCCUUCGCUGGCUUGUAUGGAAAGUGAAUAUCCAUUAAUUAGGUCUUUGUUUGGAUGUUAUCAUAUUCACCUUAACUCAAUGUGUUGGUCGAUUGGGGUGAAA